Molecule: messenger RNA, 2525 nt
Organism: Rhineura floridana
Lineage: Eukaryota; Metazoa; Chordata; Lepidosauria; Squamata; Rhineuridae
Gene: UBOX5
Product: U-box domain containing 5
Exons: 5
Coding region: 139-1734 (531 amino acids)
Biological process (GO): protein polyubiquitination
Cellular component (GO): nucleus
Molecular function (GO): ubiquitin protein ligase binding; ubiquitin-ubiquitin ligase activity
Source: RefSeq, a predicted model, not a curated record
CCGGAAGCAUCCCUGUGAGAAGGAAGAGGAGGCUCGCCUGGUAGCAGUGAAAGAAGGAGAGGACGCCGAUUCGGGGAGCUGCAGUGACAGGAGCCAAACUGAAGACUGGGUAGCUGAUUUCCACCUCAAGCCAUAAAGAUGGUGAUCAAUGUCUGCCUCCCACAAUUCAAGCCCAGGAUUCACUGCAACAAGAUCUCCGCUGACGGAUAUGAAGUAGAAAACCUGGUCUCGGAAGACCUUGCCAAGAGGAAUCGUGGGUUCCGCUGUGAAUAUUUCAUCAAGCCACCUGUCCACGUGACUCUCUCUUUCCCCUUCAACAUAGAAAUUUGCCGGAUUAAUGUAGACAUCUCCUCAGGUGGCUCUCAGAACAUCACCGGGCUGGAUAUUUACACAUCUACCUCAUCCAGCAAACCCCCUUGGAACAGCUCAGACUCUCCAUUCUCAAGUGUGGACGGUCAGCAGGCCUUGGACAAAGAGGUUUUCACACUGGUAGGCAAAGCUGUGCUGAAGAAUCAAAGCAAAGUGACCUUCAGCCACCGAAGCUUCAAGACAAGGCCUCCAUUCCAUCAGCAGAUGGACACUCCCUUCUCUGGCUCUGCAUCUCUGGACUUGUGGAAUAAAGGCCCAACCUCUCUGAGCAGUGUGUCGCACGUGAAAAUCUGCAUCACCCAUGUGGCUGGUGGUGGUCUCCCUUGCAUUAAGAAAGUGGAGGUUUGGGGCCAGCCAGCCAAAUCCUGCUCUCACGAGGUGGUCGACAACGUGCUCCGGGUUGCACAAGGCUUUGGAGGGCAAGCUGCCGGCCUCCCGUCGCCCAUGGAUAGUGACAUUGCGCCCUUCGGGAACUCGGACAGCCAGGAGCACAAGCUGAUGGAUGUCAUUCAGGACAUCCCUGAGGAGUUCUUGGACCCCAUAACCCUGGAGGUAAUGACUCUCCCCAUGCUGCUGCCCUCUGGCAAAGUGAUCGAUCAAGGCACCCUGGAGAAGUGCAACCGGAGCGAGGCAUCCUGGGGACGAGUGCCCAGUGACCCCUUCACGGGGGUGGCUUUCAGCCAGCACUCGCAGCCCCUUCCCCACCCCUCUCUCAAGGCACGGAUAGACCACUUCCUCCUCCAGCACUGCAUUCCUGGCACCAACCUCCUUGGGAGGGCUCAGGCCUUGGGGGUGAUGGUAGCCUCUUCUGUAGCCAUGUCUUCCCUCAAAAGGAAAAUAGACCUUGCGGAACAGAAGCCGGGCAGCCACCGCGGCACGGAGCCUCUCCAUCUUGCCACGACAAACUUUGUCGUCACGUCUACCUCUGAGUCCCGUGCUAAGAAAAUGAAAACGGAGUGCGACUCCAACUCCUCCCAAAUGGACUGUUCGACAGAUCUGAUUUCUCACGAACAGAGGCUUUCGGACAGUUUAGGCAGCGCCUUGAACUCGGCACUCAGCUCUAUGCCUUUGUUCACAGCUAGCUUGACGAAAGGCCAGCAGCAACCACACACCGGCAGCAGCCUCACUGGCCCGUGGAACACAAGCAGCGGACAUGAGCCCAGUAGGAGUGACGCCACCCAAGGAUGCUCUUCCUGCUCUCGGACCUUUUCUACUUACUUCAAAACGGAACCUGUUUAUCAGCUCCCUUGCGGCCACCUGGUGUGUCGCUCUUGCUUGGCUGAGAAGCAGAAGUCUUUAUCGAUACUGUGUAUGAGUUGUAAGAGGUUGGUUGCCACCCACGACAUCAUGAGGGUCCACUUCUAGCCCAUUUUCAUGAUGCUUUUUGUGGAAUUGAGUGAUCAGGAAAGAAAAAAAAUGAGUGGGGGGGACCAAGGAACAGGAGACACAGGUGUUCCUCCCCCUCCUUUGAGAUGUGCAAGGAUGGGAUCCUGCACAGACCUUGCUAAAGGGAACUUUCUGAGGUUCUGAAGAGGACUUGUUGCCCUUAGAGAGAAUAGGUGGGGCUGUAGCGUUGCGCAUUGUGCCAGAGCUAAGCGGUCAAAGGAUAAUAAAGCCAUAUGCUUCUCUAGUUUAUAAAAAAAGGUCAUUUAUAUACACAAGUGGUAUCCAUGUAACUGCGCUCCAUUGUUUUGCUACUUUUCAAGUGUAGGCUGCUUCUGGUUUAUCAGGAAGGGGGGCUGUGAGGUCACUUUCUCUUGUCCUCCAUUCGAUAAGAGAGCUUUUUGGUUAUAGCAAGGAAAGUAGGUGGUUAAAGAAAGCCUGUCUGGCGUGGCACCUGCCCAGUAACUGAGACCCACUCUGGGCAGUCCUUUGUCAGACUUGCAAAAAACGUAUGUGAGGUUGCCAGUUCUGAAAACCAAGCAACUCCCUGGGUGAGUGGUGCCGUGAGUGAUGCUUGAACGUUGCUGGUGGCCAUUUCUAUUAGUUGUGCAACCUGUAUCAAAAAGUCAGUGUGUCAUACACACACACACAUAUACAGAUGUCUGUUGUCACUCUUGAUUUCUGUUGUGCAGCUAGGGAGGAGGGCUAGCUAGCUCUCUCCCUGUCUAGCGGAUGAAAAAUUUAAGCCUUAAUAAAAAUUAUGGUCAAAAGUU